AUGGGGUGCUAUGACCUCCGUCGCCGGCCUCCGCGAGGUCCAACUCCACACGCCCUUUCAGUCGUCAAACCGGUUUCCAAGCGGGGCGGCCCCAAGCACCGAAAAACAAUAGAAAGCGGGGUCUCAUUUCACGAUGAUGAAAACCAAAAUGCUGACGCCAAGGCGAACAACGUUGGACCAACGGCUACCGUCGACGCCGGCACGUACCUGCUGAAACCUAUUGCGCACUGCGCACUGCGGCUACGACCUCGGCGCCGCACGUCUCCGAGCAACGUCAAGCUGAGUUGCAGAUGGCAAGGCACAAACUUUUCCCCAAUUGCAAUCGGGAGAUCGUGCCAGCUACCUGGAAUGCUCAGGCAUGAGGCAAAUCCCGCCGAGCGCUCGGACGGCAUUGUUGUGCUUGUACUUCGACAUGUCUUUGUUCAUCUUGAUUUCUUGACGGGGAGUGGGGCUCCGUUCCAAUAG
Molecule: messenger RNA, 465 nt
Organism: Penicillium argentinense
Lineage: Eukaryota; Fungi; Ascomycota; Eurotiomycetes; Eurotiales; Aspergillaceae
Exons: 1
Coding region: 1-465 (154 amino acids)
Source: RefSeq, a predicted model, not a curated record